Messenger RNA from Brachypodium distachyon (stiff brome), 2052 nucleotides. Its product is annotated as EH domain-containing protein 1. The record is from RefSeq and is a predicted model, not a curated record. The transcript is spliced from 16 exons. Gene Ontology annotation, biological process: endosomal transport; endocytosis. Bases 137 to 1774 code for a protein of 545 amino acids. Gene Ontology annotation, cellular component: intracellular membrane-bounded organelle; cytoplasm; plasma membrane. NCBI's taxonomy places the organism in Eukaryota, Viridiplantae, Streptophyta, Magnoliopsida, Poales, Poaceae. Gene Ontology annotation, molecular function: protein binding; calcium ion binding; GTP binding.
GCCGCCCCAUUCCACCUCUCAAAGGAGCCGAGGACGAGACUCAGCCGAGCACCCCGUGAGGUUUCCGUUUGCCCACCACUGCUGCUGCUGCCUCUCGCGUCCGCCGCCGCCGAGGCGAGGAGGAAGGAGACCGGGGAUGGAGAUCGCGGCCGCCGCCGUGGGCUGCUCCAAGGAGCACCAGAAGAUCUACGCCGACUGGUUCGCGCUCGCCGACCCAGAUGGAGACGGCCGCGUCACGGGCUCCGACGCCACCAAGUUCUUCGCCAUGUCCGGCCUCUCCCGCUCCGACCUCAAGCAGGUUUGGGCGAUUGCUGACUCCAAGCGGCAGGGGUACCUCGGUUUCGGCGAGUUCGCCGCCGCGAUGCAGCUCGUUUCUCUGGCGCAAGCGGGGAAGGAGAUCACCCAGAACAGUCUCAAGCUCGAAGAUCUGAGUAGCCUAGACCCGCCAGUUAUGAAAGGUCUUGAUGAACUACUUGCUAGAUCAAUGGCGAUUGUAAAUGUGGUUCGCAAAGAAGAAAAUGAUACCCCUCAGGUCCAAGCACCUUUUGCAAACAACUGGUUCGGCUCAAAAUCAGCAAAGAAGAUGCAAACCCCUCUGACUGCUGUUACUUCUGUAGUUGAUGGCUUAAAAAGACUAUACGUCGAGAAACUGAAGCCUUUAGAGGUUGCAUACCGGUUUAAUGAUUUCGCUUCCCCAUUGCUGACGAACAGUGACUUCGACGCAAAACCAAUGGUUAUGCUCUUGGGUCAAUAUUCUACAGGGAAAACAACCUUCAUUAAGCACCUGCUGAAAACAAGCUACCCAGGAGCUCAUGUCGGACCAGAGCCAACUACUGACAGAUUUGUAGUUGUCAUGUCAGGACCUGAUGAGAGGACUGUUCCUGGCAACACUAUUGCUGUUCAAGCCGAUAUGCCUUUCAAUGGUCUCACUACAUUUGGGGGCGCAUUUCUAUCAAAGUUUGAAUGCUCUCAGAUGCCACAUCCAUUACUGGAGCAUAUCACGUUUGUUGACACUCCCGGUGUUCUCUCUGGUGAAAAGCAAAGGACCCAACGAAGCUAUGAUUUCACCGGUGUAACCUCCUGGUUUGCUGCUAAAUGUGACCUUAUUCUUCUUCUGUUUGAUCCUCACAAGCUUGAUAUCAGUGAUGAGUUCAAACGUGUCAUUUCAUCUUUACGUGGGCAUGAUGACAAAAUACGUGUGGUACUGAACAAGGCAGACCAAGUUGACACUCAGCAGCUUAUGAGAGUGUAUGGUGCACUGAUGUGGUCGCUUGGCAAAGUACUGAAUACGCCUGAGGUUAUGCGUGUUUAUAUUGGGUCGUUCAAUGACAAACCAGUGAAUGAAUCAGCUGUUGGGCCAAUUGGAAAGGACUUGUUUGAGAAAGAGCAAGAGGAUCUCCUUGCUGACCUGAAAGACAUACCUAAGAAAGCCUGUGAUCGCCGGGUCAAUGAGUUUGUCAAGCGUGCUAGAGCUGCCAAGAUCCAUGCUUACAUAAUUGGCCAUCUGAAGAAGGAGAUGCCUGCAGUGAUGGGGAAAGCCAAGGCUCAACAGCGACUCAUAGACAACCUACAAGAUGAGUUUGCAAAGGUCCAGAGGGAAUACCAUCUUCCAGCCGGCGACUUCCCAGACGCGGAGCAUUUCAAGGAGGUGCUGGGCGGGUACAGCAUCGACAAGUUCGAGAAGAUGAAGCCCAAGAUGGUUCAGGCGGUGGACGACAUGCUGGCCUACGACAUCCCGGAGCUCCUCAAGAACUUGAGCAACCCUUACCAGUGAGCGAGCUUGCUGACCUCUCGUCAGCUGCAAAGUGUCGCCCGGCUGUCGUCCUUCCGGACCCUGGUGGUGAUGGUUCUUGAGGGGGCGAUAGCCCUCGUGUGCCAAAACAUGGACAACGUGUCGCAAAGAGUCGCAAUGUUCAGAGAUGCAUAGGCUGUUUCUCUUCGUCUCCAGCUCUCCGUUGAGACUCUGCUUGUGCUAGGUGUUUGGUAGGGAAGAGUUUUGAAUGAAUUGUAGGAACCGUCAAGAGUAAAAGAAUUUCGAGUUUCGAAAAUCUA